UCUACAUUAUGCUCUCUUCUUCCUUAGCCGCCACUCCUUUCCUUUCCUUUCCUUUCCUUGCUCACACACUAUAAAUUACCGCUCUCCUUGUGACGAUCGUUUCCAGUAGCAGGUACCUUGUCGUCAAUCUUGACACGCUUAGGAGAAUGAAUGGAAGCAGAAGCAGCAACAAGGUCGACGUGAGCUUGUCACCCAACGCCGUACUGCCUGAGUUCGUGAAGAAGUCGAGCAAGGAGAGCUCGCUGCUCACCAAAUGCAUUCGAGAUGUGUUGGAGUUCGCGGAGGAGGACACCAACAGGGUGACCUUCGCGCUGAAGGUUGGUCUCGCCAUGCUUCUCGUCUCCCUGCUCGGACUAAUCCAGCGGCCCUUCGAGGUCUUUGGCACCAACAUCCUCUGGUCCAUCCUAACCGUCGGCAUCAUGUUCGAAUACACUGUAGGUGCAACCUUGUACCGGGGAUUCAACCGAGCCGUCGGAAGCUUGUUCGCCGGCAUCUUCGCAAUCUUGGUGAUCGGGAUAUCCAUGAGCAGCGGCCGUUUUGUCGAGCCAUUUGUUGUUGGCUUCAGCAUCUUCCUCGUAGGAGCUGCGACUUCCUUCGUGAAGCUGUGGCCUUCAUGUGUCCCCUACGAGUAUGGCUUUAGAGUCAUCCUCUUCACUUACUGCCUCAUUGUAGUCUCCACCUAUCGCAUGAGCAACCCGAUGAGGACCGCCAUGGAGCGCCUGUACUCGAUCGCGAUCGGAGCGGCGGUCACCGUCGGCGUCAAUCUACUCGUCUUCCCCAUAUGGGCCGGCGAGCAGCUGCACGAGGAGCUUGUUAACAGCUUCUAUUGUGUCGCCGAGUCGCUCGAAGAAUGUGCGAGGAAGUACUUGAGCGGCGAUGGCUUAGAGCACACGGAGUUCUGCAAGAGGGUGGUCAUCGAUGAAUUCCCUGACGACCCUGCGUGCCAGAGAUGCAGAGCGAUACUGAACUCAUCCGCGAGGAUCGAGUCUUUGGCGAAUUCGGCGAAGUGGGAGCCGCCGCACGGCAGGUUCAGGCACUACUACGGUGCUUGGUCGGAGUACGUCAAGGUCGGAGCCGUGCUCCGGCACUGUGCUUACGAAGUGAUGGCGCUCUACGGCUGUUUGCGUUCGGAGAUACAGGCACCGAUCGAGCUUCGAGUCACAUUCCAAACAGAGAUCCUUGAGGCAACAGUCGAAGCAGCAGAGCUGCUCCGCGGCUUGGCGAAUGAUCUCGGCAACAUGAAGCAUACCGUUCGAGUGAGCCAACUCAUGCGUGUUCGUGUCUCCACCGAUCGUCUUCAGCGAUCCGUGGACCUGCACUCUUACCUCCUCAACUCACAUGGUUUCCCUCACAAGCCGACCGGUAAAGAUUGUUCUCAUGGAUCUGGAUCUGAUCCAUCCAGCAAACUACACCGCGAGGCUGAACGCAGUCCGGCGACUGCACAACCGCAGACCCGGACUUAUCAUGAGACCAUGAAAAAGCAGCAGAGGAGGCUGUACUCGUGGCCGUCGAGGGAGGUGGAUGAGCUGGAAGAAGAAGACGGAGGAGGUGACAGCGCCGAGCUGAUCACCAGGAUGCGUGCGUUGGAGAGCACCGCAGCUCUCUCGCUUGCCACCUUCGCCUUGCUGCUCAUCGAGUUCGUCGCUCGCCUCGAUCACCUGGUCGAUGCAGUCGAGCAACUCGCUGCAACUGCAAAGUUCAAGCAACAGGCGGGCUUAGAACGUACAAAAUAACAUUAAAAGAAAAAAGGAAAAGGCUAUGAUCAUUAAGCAAAAUCCAACAUCUUGCUGUUGACCAUAAGCGGAUGCAACUUAUUCUUAUGCAUCGAGAUCGUUGAUCCAAAACAAUUAAAAGUCCAAACCAAUGAUAAUACACCUAAUGAAUGCUAUAAACCACGUCAUUUGACUUUUAUCAGACUGGAAUUUGGGAUACAUUCAUGCAUGGCAUGGGUUGGGUUACAAGUUCGGAUUUGGACUACAGAGGACCCUCUGCUCCUGCCCGUUCCUGUCGGAACCGUCUCACGGCGCUCCGGUGCUGGGUCCCCUUGUGGGACCAUAUCUGCGUGCUCUGAUCACAGGUCAGGUAGUUUUUCGUAACGGGUCGCCUGGAGGGCGUCGCUCCAUGUUUCGUACAUGCGAUCGCAUUAGCAGGAGAUCAAAGACAAAUCUCGGGCGCGGGCGCGGGCGCGGGCGCGGCGAUCUCCCCAACGAAGAAGGGCUCUGCUCGAAUGUGGUGGUAAUUUUGGGAGGUGGACGCCAUGGCGCAGGUGCCCGCGGCGAUCUCCCCAACGAAGAAGGGCUCUGCUCGAAUGUGGUGGUAAUUUUGGGAGGUGGACGCCAUGGCGCAGGUGGUGGCGACGCGAUCCAUCCCCAUCCAAGUCUCUCUCGCCUUUCGCCAUCGGGCUCCGGAUCCGGGGACGCGAGGAGCCAUCUCCACGAGCUCAGGCCUUUGACGCCACCCCCGAGGUUCUUCCCCCAGGAAAAGUAGCAGAGGAUCGAGAUAGACAGCAGUUGCCGUGGCGAGGCCGCUCGCUCGUUCCGACGCCGGUGUUCUUCCUGUCUUCCCGGAUGACAUAUUAAAGGAAGAAGGGUAUUCAGCAAUUUGGGGAAGUUCCCAAGGGAUUGUGGUCUAAGCCGAAUGUGGUGCGGCAGACUAAGAUAGUCUGCACCAUCAUCGGCCCAUCGACCAACACAAGGGACAUGAUAUGGAAGCUAGCCGAGGCUGGCAUGAAUGUUGCUCGGUCGAACAUGUCGCAUGGAGACCAUGCAUCUCAUCAAAAGUCAUCGAUCUCAUGCUUGACACCAAGGAGGAAUGAUGUCUCUAUUGAUUAUGUCAAAAACUGAGGAUUCUGUCACGUGUGAAGUCGUUGAUGGGAUAGUCCAGGAGGCAUCUGAUUGUUAGAGGAAAGAGUGCAACCUUGCCAUCCAUCACAG
Messenger RNA from Musa acuminata AAA Group (dessert banana), 2933 nucleotides. Its product is annotated as aluminum-activated malate transporter 9-like. The record is from RefSeq and is a predicted model, not a curated record. The coding region runs from base 147 to 1733 and encodes 528 amino acids. Gene Ontology annotation, biological process: malate transport. The transcript is spliced from 8 exons. NCBI's taxonomy places the organism in Eukaryota, Viridiplantae, Streptophyta, Magnoliopsida, Zingiberales, Musaceae. Gene Ontology annotation, cellular component: plant-type vacuole membrane.